AUGGGGCAAAGCCGCUGCGAAAUCUGCCCGGUGGGUACGUUCAGCAGCUCCAGUGGGCUGACGCAGUGUACGAACUGCACCGCCGGGUUGUUCAACAACGAGGCUGCCCAGACUUCCUGCCGGAGCUGUGCCUCAGGAACCAUCAGUACAGAGGAUGCGGCCUCGAAGUGCACGCCCUGCAGCUCCGGGGAGUAUGCGCCAAGCUUCGGCAUGACGUUCUGCAGCCAGUGCCAG
This is a messenger RNA of Symbiodinium necroappetens, 234 nucleotides long. NCBI's taxonomy places the organism in Eukaryota, Dinophyceae, Suessiales, Symbiodiniaceae. The record is from the annotation of a GenBank genome assembly.